This is a messenger RNA of Chinchilla lanigera (long-tailed chinchilla), 268 nucleotides long. Its product is annotated as atherin-like. The record is from RefSeq and is a predicted model, not a curated record. NCBI's taxonomy places the organism in Eukaryota, Metazoa, Chordata, Mammalia, Rodentia, Chinchillidae.
UGACGCAGAUUCCCGCGGCGAGAGGCCGGAGCCGGGGCGGAAGCCAAUGGCGGCGGAGGCGCCCGGCGCCCGACCCAGGACAAAGGAGGCGGGCGCCCCCUUUGUCGUCCCGCCGCCCGCUGGCGGGCUGUCCGCCGGGCCUGGCUGCGCGCGGGAGGGGAGCGCCCGAGCUCUGGGGUCUCGGGGCGGCUAGGUGAGCCGAGUCUGCGGGGAGGAGGAAAGGACGCUUAGCCGGCCCUUAGCGCCCACAGUUGGAACUUCGAAAAGA